Molecule: messenger RNA, 1940 nt
Organism: Morone saxatilis (striped sea-bass)
Lineage: Eukaryota; Metazoa; Chordata; Actinopteri; Moronidae
Product: double C2-like domain-containing protein beta
Exons: 5
Coding region: 1-522 (173 amino acids)
Cellular component (GO): membrane
Source: RefSeq, a predicted model, not a curated record
AUGAGGUGGGAGACUGAGCAGCAGAGAAGUCUAGAGGAGAGAGGCCGUUUGCUGCUCUGCCUGCAGUUCCUCCCCCCGGCCGGUGAUGGCGACGUGAAGGGCGAGGUCAAGGAGAGGGCUCGUGGCGGGCUGUGUGUGGGUGUCAAACGCUGCGCCCACCUGGCAGCCAUGGACGUCAACGGCUACUCAGACCCCUACGUUAAAACGUACCUCAAGCCAGACGUUCAUAAGAAAUCCAAGCACAAAACAGCAGUCAUUAAAAAGACUCUCAACCCGGAGUUUAAUGAGGAGUUCUUCUAUGAAAUCACCUUCUCAGAGUUAGCUACCAAGACGCUGGAGGUCACAGUGUGGGACUACGACCUCGGAAAGUCCAAUGACUUCAUAGGGGGUGUGUCCUUAGGGUGCCACUCACAGGGAGACGCUCUGCAGCACUGGAUAGACUGUCUGAAGAACAAGGGCAAGAAGGUGGAGCGCUGGCAUACACUGACCAACGAGCUGCCUGGAUCCACACUGCAGGAAUGAACUGAUCCUCUUCCACUGUACUGACACUGGAGAGACUGACCUGAAGACUUGGGAUGAGAGACAACUCAUCGCAUGCUCUGAGGAUUUUCUGCAUGACUAUGAAGGAUUCAUAUCCUACUUACUUUGUGUCAUAAGUGUCAUAUAAGACCAUAAUUCGUAACAACACACCCAAAAGGGUCACAUUCAGAGAUCAAUACUCUAAUCUUGGAUCUAAAUAGACCUGAUGCAAAUCUGUGAAACCGUCCACACCACAAAGCUGACAGUACGAGAAUUUUCAUAAUCAUAUUCAUAGGGAUCCGUGUCCCUUUUGUGGGUUUAAUGUCAAUCUAAAUGCUCCUCUGCGCUGCUCCAAACUGAUCAGAUAUCAAUCAACAAGAAAAAUUGAAAUCAUGCAAAAGAAAAUAUAAUGAGGGAGAAAGUUGAAUUAUUCUGCAGUUCAUCCCUCACGUCAGGUUUGCUUGCUCUCACUACACUCGGCCUGUUAUUUUCAUUAACUGCUGACAUUAAAACCCCACCGUUAUGUCUCACAGCGCACAUACCUCUCCCUCGCAAUAAUGUUAUGCCUAAUGCUUCCGAAGAUUUCCAAGUGGUCUUAAUGCUGUCAGAUGUUUUGUAUCUAUUGAUCUGAUCACCUCUGGAUUGCCUGCAGACAGCACGACCUAAUAAGAUAAUUGGUUCUUCCAUGUUGAUGGUUUGUGUCAGUAAUCUUGCAUGUUUGGUGUUGAUGGAGCAAACUAAAAGACAAAUAUGUGCUAGGCUCUGCUGCAGGAUGAAAUAUUCAUCAGCGUGUUGUUCCCAAUUCUCCUGAGGUGUGUUGCUCUGAUUAACUGAGAAGAGAUUUUUUUUAUUUAAUUCAAGGGUAACAGUUUUUGUUCACAGUUGUUUAAUGUGUCAGCUCUAAUAUUACUGUGUCAGUUUCUUGUCAGUGACACGAUGAUGGACCUAAUUUUGCUUCAUGAUCCUAAUUUGUAUUGAAGAGAACAGAGACGUAAUUAACAGAAAGGUUUCAGAGCAGAUUAUUUUGUGGAGAGCUGUGCAUGGUCACAGUAACUAAAAUCAUCAGCCUUUGUCGGUUAUUAAAAUAUGAAUGGUGUAUAGAGCCCAGUGUUGUCUGAUAACUCCAUGGCUGCUGCUUUACUAUGGAUUGCAUUAACCAAGCUGCAGGUUUUAUCUGUGCUCGGUCUCUCGUGGUAAAAGAGGCAUGCUGAAACUACCAGUGGUGUUCAUAUGUAAAUAUAUAUUGUGUUUCACUUGCUUUGGAUGUUUUGUCUUUUGGAAAGUGUGCAUGAUUGUUUCUUUCUUUUUCAUAAAACAUUCGUAUUGAAUUUACUGUGCGCAUCCCUCAAUUUUUUAUUAUAUUUGCUCCGUUGUUGUAAAGUGGCCUCUUUGAAUCUGAUGUUUACAGCUCAGUGGCAAUC